AUUGAGAUAAUAUACAGUUUUAAAGUGAGCGCGCGUCACUUGUCUGCGGUGGAGGAUUGUGGGAGUGACGUCACGCAUUCCUCGCCCCGACCCCCCAAAGGUGUGGCCCAGCAGCCAUAUUGAAUCCGGCCGCGUCGCCCUCCCCAAUAUUUCGAGAAUUCAUGGCAGCCAUACGGAAAAAAUUAGUGAUAGUUGGGGACGGUGCAUGUGGUAAAACAUGCCUCCUUAUAGUAUUCUCCAAGGACCAAUUCCCAGAGGUCUAUGUGCCCACAGUAUUUGAAAAUUAUGUAGCUGAUAUUGAGGUUGACGGCAAACAGGUUGAGCUGGCAUUAUGGGACACAGCAGGCCAAGAAGAUUAUGACAGACUGCGUCCCCUUUCUUAUCCCGACACUGAUGUCAUACUUAUGUGCUUCUCCAUCGACUCUCCAGACUCCUUAGAAAACAUCCCAGAAAAGUGGACACCAGAAGUCAAACAUUUCUGUCCAAAUGUUCCAAUAAUUCUAGUAGGAAACAAAAAGGAUCUACGAAAUGAUGCUACAACCAUUAAGGAACUCCAGAAGAUGAAGCAAGAACCAGUGAAGCCCGAGGAGGGACGAAACAUGGCUGAGAAGAUCAAUGCCUUUGCUUACUUGGAGUGUUCGGCCAAGACCAAGGAGGGAGUUAGGGAGGUGUUUGAAACUGCUACCAAGGCUGCACUGUCAGUCAGGAUUAAGAAAAAGGCUAAAUGCACCCUUUUGUAAAGAGUAUUAAUAAUGAAAUGAGAAAGGAAUGUACAACGCAGUCUGCCAGAAUGCUACCUGGAGGCCAACAAUUGUACUGGCUCCCCUCGCCUCGCCUUCCUUUGUAGUGCCUCGGCUCGGUCAUUCUUCCAGGGAUCCAGAGUGACCAAAGGCCGUGUUCACUGUUUUAUCCCAUUUAGUCCUACAACAUCCACACACCAAGUCAGCGGCAUAACAGUAUUGUCGACAGACGCCUUUAAUAUGGAAAUACCCAAGGUUAUUAGGAUACUGUUUUACUUUUGAUUCCAAGAGUUUUAAAAUACCUUGGAAAGUGUAUAAUAGUUAACUGAUAAUCCAAUGAAUGUUAUGUGGAUAUGAAAUCACAAUUUUCCUGUGUAAGUUAUCCAGGAAGGGAGUAGGUUGAGGAGAGGGUGUUUCAGUUCAAAUGAGGAGCUAUGAAAUUAAGGUACUUGAACUGGCUAGAUAUAUAUGGAUGGGGGAAGAAUGCAUCAAUAGGGUGCAUGGGGAGUGUAACAUAUAUGUCUGCCUACAGUAGUGGAUGCUUCAUACAACUUCGACCAGCCCCAUGGUUUUUACGAGGAACCAUCUCAUGUUGCUAUGCACAGUAAAAAUAUAUUGUGAUUGCAGGUUAUAGAUUGAUACCUAGAGUUGUGGCAUUUUUUAAUUUAUUUAUUUAUUUUUUUUUUUUUUUUAAUAUACAGUAUAUACAUAUAUGAGUGUGCUACUCGUUUAAAUAACAUUGUUGGGAGGGUUGGAAGGUGGGUUGUAUGCCAGGAUGUUCAUUACUUACUGUAAUGAUAGAUAUUGCAUAUUCUUAAUGUAAUAUCUACUCAUUAUUUAGAGUAAAGCUUUUGUAUAUUGAAUAAGGCUCUGAUUUAGGGUAUGGGGCCAGCUAAUCUAGACUGCGUUGGACUAGCAAAAUUUACUUUGGUGUCUCAUUGAUAAUACUUUCAUUGCGAUUGUAUAAUUAUUAUUUGUUAACGUAAGUUGUUCUUGUACUCCUUUGUUCUAGUAUCUUUCUUGUUUUAUUUACAGUAGUCGAAAGAUGAAACUGAAUUCAAGCUUAUUAUUUACUUCAAUAGUUUACAUAUCUUAGACAAAUUUCAUUUCCCUAGCUGCAUAAAUGACCACUGGUGACUGCAGCAUGACCAAUGCCAAGUGACUAUAUUUUUUUUCUUUCAUUUGGUAAACUAGACAGUGGCUCUACCUACAGGUCAUGUGUAGAGUAUUGUCUUUACAAGUGCGCAACUCAUCUGCUAAGAAAGGAAACAAUACUUUUUGCCACGUGUAGUUAGAUUUUCUACUUGGAAAUUAUUUUGAAUUAUACAGACUGCUUUCUCUUUAAACAUCUUCCAGUAAAUUUUGUCAGCUGCUGACUGUUAUUAGAUGAAAAAAAUCACUUCAAGUCAUAACUUCAGUGUUUCAUAUUCUAAGUGUGAUUUUUAUAUUGAUUUGUAUGUAUGUACGUACAAUUGCUUGAACCAAGUUUUCUAGUAACUUGCAGCUUGAAAGUAUGUACCAGCUCUAAAAGGAACUUCGCUUGGUAGAGCAUCUCCAGGCUACUGAGUAUAUUUGAUUACUUGACCUGUACCAGACAUUUAUUUUAGCAGGCUGAAUACUUGAACAUCUUUAAAGAAUAUUAUUGUUCAAGUGGUUCUUCUCGUGGGUUGCAUAAUGUCAGUUUUCAAACGAGAUGAUAGGAAAUAUUGGCAUAUUUCAACUUUUCAGUAGCUUGAAGAUUCUCCACCUUAUAUUGCAAAGUGUUAGCUGAAUGGCUUUUCAUGUGUAUUUGAUGCUAAAGUAUCUUACAAAGGACUAUAUAAGUUUAUUAACGAAUAGCUCUCACAUCAACGUACAGCCUGUGUACAUCAUGUUCAGUUUACCCUUUUGUAAUAAAUAUGUAUCCUUUUA
Homarus americanus (American lobster) is the source of this 2651-nucleotide messenger RNA. RefSeq names its product ras-like GTP-binding protein Rho1 (gene Rho1). Gene Ontology annotation, molecular function: GTPase activity; GTP binding. The transcript is spliced from 5 exons. Bases 162 to 740 code for a protein of 192 amino acids. Gene Ontology annotation, biological process: small GTPase-mediated signal transduction; cell migration. NCBI's taxonomy places the organism in Eukaryota, Metazoa, Arthropoda, Malacostraca, Decapoda, Nephropidae. The record is from RefSeq and is a predicted model, not a curated record.